AUAUUCUCCAUGACCAAAUGGACAGCGAUGGAAGUAUUCACUAUGGAUCUUGCACUACAAAAGUUAUUCUGCAAUUUGAAGGACAAGAGGCAAUGGCGAACUAGAUAGAAACUUAAUGCCGACUUCCACCUUGACUACUUGCAUCUUCCUAUGUGUACUUAUCUUUCACCCUUUGGUGCUUCCUUCCUAGCAGCUGUUUGGAACAUACAAGCCUGCCUUUUCUUGAAGUCCAGGGAAUAUUGGAGCUUUGCUCGUUGCCUGCCUCGUACCAUUGCUGAUCAUGAGAGCCCAAAGAGGAAAGCAGUCAGAGCCGUCUUGGCCAUCAAUGGUGAUGAAAAAAUGGCUAAAGAUUAAGCCAAAAUUAAAUGAUUUCAGUGGAGACGAGUUUGAUACAGAGAGCGAGGAUAACGAUGGUAGUGACUCUGGAGAUGAUAGCUUCUUUGAGAUACAUGGUAACAAGUACAUGGCUAGCAAAUCAACAGAUCUAUGCUUUAGCCUCUAGGGACAGAAGUAUCCUAGAUCAAAUAAUCCUGACCAGUCAUGUUACAGUUGGAGAGAAAAUAGUUCCUCCUUUGCGAAGGCUUCAGAGAAGGAAAUCAGAGAGUUUGCGUGUUAACUACAUAAGUAGCAAAGAUGUGAGGGUGAUGGUAGGAACAUGGAAUGUUGCUGGAAGGAUGCCUAGUGAAGACCUGGACCUUGAUCAGUGGCUUUGUACCCAAGAGCCAGCAGACAUGUAUGUUUUAGGUUUCCAGGAAGUGGUCCCACUAAGCGCUGGGAAUGUGUUGGGAGCAGAGGACAGUAGACCAAUACGAAAAUGGGAGUCUGUUAUCCGCCGAACACUAAACAAGUCUCAGCAACCCAAGACAAUCUGCAAAAGCUACAGUGCUCCACUAUCACCAUUACUAGGACCUGUUGUUUCUAGCAAUGGACAUGAAUAUACAAAAUGCGAACCUGAGGAUGAAGUGACGGCAAAUUUAACUCCGCAUCUUAAAGAUAAGCAAACUAGUAUAAGUGAGCUUAGUUGCAACUGGUUGGACUGGCCAGAACAUCCACUAGACACCCCAUCAAAUGUUUUGGUAUCAGGUGCAGGGUUGAGGAGAGUCAUGAGCUUCGGGCUAUCUAGCACCAACUUUGUGGAAACCCCUCGAGGUCUUGAGCUACAAGAUGUAGCUUUGCAAGCUGGGAUAAGAAGGCAGUAUCAUAGCUCGGGCAAUCUUGGCAUGUUAUGGUCUGAACAGCAGGAGAAGCUUGAUGUUUUAAAUUCGCUUGAUCCCAUAUCUGAUUUGACAUCAGAAGAAGACUCACCUUCUGUUGGCACUGUUGAGGAAGGUGUUACUCUUGGGAGAAGAGAAUCUUCAAAGUCUCGUGCGAAUUAUGUGCGCAUUGUUAGUAAACAAAUGGUUGGUAUAUAUGUUUCUGUAUGGGUUUCCCGAAAACUGAGGCAGCAUGUGAACAACUUGGAGGUAGCUUCAGUUGGGGUUGGACUCCUGGGCUACAUGGGCAACAAGGGAUCAAUUUCCAUCAGCAUGUCUCUUUUCCAGACUCGAUUGUGCUUUGUCUGCUCCCAUCUUGCAUCUGGCCAUAAGUCUGGGGAUCAACAGAAAAGGAACUCUGAUGUGGAUGAGAUUUUACAAAGAACAAGAUUUUCUUCCUUGUUUGCUGCUGGUCGGCCACAAAAGAUUCCUUCACAUGAUCGAAUUUUCUGGUUUGGGGAUCUUAAUUAUCGCAUUGACCUGCCGGAUGCUGAAGUACGACAACUGGUGGCUAUGAAGAGGUGGGAUGAUCUUUUGAAGUCUGACCAGCUAACAAAGGAGCUAAUGAGUGGGAGUACUUUUGCCGGUUGGAAGGAAGGCUUGAUUGACUUUCCACCAACUUACAAGUAUGAAAGAAAUUCAAGCAGAUACUAUGGGGAGCUUCCCAAUGAAUCAGAGAAAAAAAGAUCUCCAGCAUGGUGUGAUCGCAUACUAUGGCUGGGCAAGGGUACCAAGCAACUCUCGUAUUGGAGCUCUGGUUUGAGCCUCUCGGAUCACCGACCAGUCAGAGCCGUGUUCUUGGUGGAAGUUGAGGUGUUCGAUCAAAGAAAACUUGAACGGGUUUUGAACUUCACCAAUCCUGGAUUUGUUUCGAAGGGGAUUCAUUAUUGUAUGAUGGCUGAUCCCUGAAUUUCAGUCAAUAGCGCUGAGGAGCCGGCCAUUAAAAGUCUUGUCACGUGUGAUAGCUAAAAGAACAUACAGAUUGUCGCGUUAAGGUUUUGGUAUAUGCUGGGCGCUUGAGUGAGAGGUAACUGAAGUAUCGAUUACUAGAUUGUGCUUGUUAAGGGUAUAAUAGUUAAGGAUAUUAUUGUUAUAUCCUAGUCUAAUGUUUUCCUCUUACAUUUUAUAUAUUAUCUCCACAAACUACCAUUGAAUACAAGUUGCUAUUUUUAAUA
Molecule: messenger RNA, 2428 nt
Organism: Phragmites australis (common reed)
Lineage: Eukaryota; Viridiplantae; Streptophyta; Magnoliopsida; Poales; Poaceae
Product: type I inositol polyphosphate 5-phosphatase 2-like
Exons: 11
Coding region: 366-2162 (598 amino acids)
Biological process (GO): phosphatidylinositol dephosphorylation
Molecular function (GO): phosphatidylinositol-3,4,5-trisphosphate 5-phosphatase activity; inositol-polyphosphate 5-phosphatase activity; phosphatidylinositol-4,5-bisphosphate 5-phosphatase activity
Source: RefSeq, a predicted model, not a curated record